Molecule: messenger RNA, 1970 nt
Organism: Homarus americanus (American lobster)
Lineage: Eukaryota; Metazoa; Arthropoda; Malacostraca; Decapoda; Nephropidae
Exons: 6
Coding region: 187-1758 (523 amino acids)
Biological process (GO): mitotic G2 DNA damage checkpoint signaling; endoplasmic reticulum to Golgi vesicle-mediated transport; intracellular protein transport
Cellular component (GO): nucleus; COPII vesicle coat
Molecular function (GO): zinc ion binding; chromatin binding
Source: RefSeq, a predicted model, not a curated record
CACCUCGUGACGUCAUCAAAGCUGGCAGUUACCGCCGUGUCAUAACCUUCACUAUUAAACAAGGCUGUUAUUAAGUUGAAGAUCUUAAGCUUCUACAUUACUGAAGAUUGUUAGAUCAAUGUGAGAAACUGCCGCCACGAAACUAACUCUGGUUGUAAUCAUCAAGAACAGGGAUUUGCUUGAGCAAUGGGCCAGGAGUUAUACGUUUUGCGGUGCUACUCAUGCUUGGCGUUCCAGUCACAUCAAGUACGGAAGGAUAGAAAAUUUGUUUGUAAGGUGUGCGGAGCAAAGCAGUCAGUUAAAAAGAAUUAUGGUCAGGGAACAGGUAAAGACUGCCGAAACCAUGUGCAAAAACUCAACAUGUUAAGAGGAACUUUUGAAAUAGAACAAGAAAGAAGAAUAGAAUCUCAAAUUAAUGAAAAUGAGAAGGCUGCAGAGUUGCCUUGGGAAGAUUCAACUUACAAUAGUGCCAUGUUUAUUACCACAAGCAACAUAAAUAGUCACCUCAGUGAUGAAAGCUUUGGGGACAGUGAAACAAACAGAAUCAGCAGUGCAGGUGAUUCAGCUAUGGCAUCCAGUACGUGUUGUGUUUCUGGCUCAAGAAGCAAGUGGUCAAGCUAUGUGACAACUGAAACAGAUGACUCUGAUGAUGAUACUGUGGCUGGCCCAGCACCUGAUACUUCUUUCAGACACAGCAAUGGCAUAAAGGAAGAUCUGGAUGCUGGGUUUGACCAUGAGUCACCAGAGGUCACUCAGAAAAGAAAAUGGAAACAGAAGACUCACCAAGGACCUACAAGAAGCCAUAUCAACAGGAGAGAACUUAUGAGGCAGGAUAACUGGUCUUCCAGGCCUUAUCCAGGAAGUUUAGUUAAUAUUAGUGGAAGGAAACUAGAUGUUGGUGUACAGGCUUCAAAGGGAGGAAAUUCAGAAAGACUAGACCCUUUAGAGAACUGGUCCAUUAGAUUAGGUGGGGAGCAAAACCUAAUCAUGAAUAAAAGAGACAGCACAUCUUCCAGAGGGGUUCCCAGGUCUUCAUCUGAGUCGUUAUUGGAAAGUACAAGAAAGUUUGGGGAAAGAGAAGAGGAAGUAAUGAGAGGUACAAAACAUUUACCCAUCAGGAAUGCUACCAACUGCAAAAUAGACCAAAAAGCAUAUUUUGGAAACAGUGAUGAGAAUUCUGACAAGAAUUGUAAAACAAGGAUUCAAUAUCAACAUAAUUCUGAUAAGGUAUUAGAAGAGUCACUCGAACCUGGUGUUACAAUUCACUCAAAAGAAAAUUCAAAGGAAUGUGGACAGACCCAACAUGGAAUUUUGAAAAUAGAUCAUGUAUCAGGGUAUGUUAGUAAGGAAACGUCAUGUGAUUAUCAAAUGGAUAGAAAUAUUCUGUCUGUUCGAGAUACUUCACCGAAUAAAGACACAUAUCCAAUACCCAAAAUAAACCAAAUGCUAAAUAGAAAAGGCAUCACACAACAAAAUAAUCCAACCACUGUAGACAAGAUGCAUGUUAAAGAAAUGCAAUUUACACCAUCUGUGAAAGUGGUAAACUGUCCAGCAAUGAAAACUACCAUUAAUAAACCAUUAGACAGAGGAAAGCAAUCUUCAGUAAAUAUUUUUGCUAAGAAUUUGAAGGGAUUCAGUUCAGCUUUAUCACAGCUGAACUCUGGACUCGGUAAACAAGGAACAUUUCACGCUGAGGCAACUUACAACAAGUAUGAAGCAGCAGAGGAGUUUGAGGAUAUCGUUAAUUUUGAUCUGUAGUAAUUUUACUACAAAUUGAUAUGUCUUAUUAUGGAGAAUUAUAGGGUAAUAUUUUUUUCUCCCAUUGAUAUUAUUUUCCUUUUAUUUUAUUUAGUCACAUUUCACCAUUUAGUUGUAUACUUCCUGUUUUAUUUCCAUAUAAUUGUCACUAUUUUUAUUAAUGCUGUUUAUCUUUUUUUAUUCAUCAUCUUUUUUUUUCUUCCCCACUUGGU